Molecule: messenger RNA, 999 nt
Organism: Penicillium longicatenatum
Lineage: Eukaryota; Fungi; Ascomycota; Eurotiomycetes; Eurotiales; Aspergillaceae
Product: oxidoreductase 2OG-Fe(II) oxygenase family
Exons: 3
Coding region: 1-999 (332 amino acids)
Molecular function (GO): dioxygenase activity
Source: RefSeq, a predicted model, not a curated record
AUGCCGACAAGUGAAUAUUUUGCUCAAGUGCCUCCUUUCCCUUCGGAUGUGCAUAUCGUACCGUUGCCCAAGGUGUCGCUUCAAAACCUUGAGAAUCAAAGAGUGGAGGAGAGCCAACUCUUGUUUGAAGCCUCUCAAAAUUGGGGGUUCUUCUUGCUAGAUCUGCAACAGUCAGAGAUGGGCGAAGAGCUCCUAGGGGUUGCGGAAAAGAUAUUCGAUCUGACAACAGAAAAUUUUAAUCUCGACCACUAUAAGAGCAAAGGUAAGCUCAAGACAGAUGAUGGUAAGAUGGAUCGCAUGGAUCUUUAUUCAAUCAGCCAAGAUGACAUUCUUGGUAACCGUCCACCACGCAAGAACGCCGAUUCUAUUGAAGCCAAGCGAGCGGAACUAGGGCAAUUCAUGAGGACUUCCCAUUCUGUGAUAAUCUUAUCGAGGCUUGAUCAUCAGCUUGGACUGGAACCCGGAACUCUCGGUGCACCCAGUCCACUGGAUCAAAUAUCCGAGACAUCAGUCCGGUUAUUAUUGGACCAGUCUCAAUCCACACCCGAAUAUGAUAGCAUCACCCUUGGUGGACACACUGACAUCGGGACCAUCACACUGCUGUUCAAUGUGGUAGGCGGAUUACAAAUACUUCCAGCAGGCAAAGAAAACAUCCGAGAAAAUUGGUUAUAUAUCAAGCCGGAACCGGGUCAUGCGUUGGUCAACAUUGGCGAUACUUUAGUCGAGCGGACAGGAGGGGUUCUUAGGAGUUCAUUGCAUCGAGUUUUAACGGCUCCGGGAGAACAGGCGCUGAUAGGCCGCCAAAGUGUGGCGUACUUGGUGCGCGCAUACAACAGCGCCUCCAUGCAGAGAUUGAAGGGGGGGAUCAUUCCACCAGUGGAGAAUGAGGAUGAGGAGACCCGCUCAGUCGAUGAAUGGGCUGCAUGGCGUACAAAGCAAAUCAUUCUUGGUCAACUGAAGCCACAAACUAGGGGUGGAAAACCGAUGGGCAAGGUGUAG